Molecule: messenger RNA, 2292 nt
Organism: Alnus glutinosa
Lineage: Eukaryota; Viridiplantae; Streptophyta; Magnoliopsida; Fagales; Betulaceae
Product: ABSCISIC ACID-INSENSITIVE 5-like protein 5
Exons: 5
Coding region: 529-1803 (424 amino acids)
Biological process (GO): positive regulation of DNA-templated transcription
Cellular component (GO): nucleus
Molecular function (GO): DNA-binding transcription factor activity
Source: RefSeq, a predicted model, not a curated record
AUUCGGAUUUUUAUGAAAUCGUCAAUGCUUGGAAAUUAGCUUCUACCGUUGCAAACGUUGCUGAUCUUUUACUGUUCAUAUCCGCAAGUACCAACCGUUGGUUCACUGAUUUUUAUAAUUUUUUUUUUCUUUUGGUCUUCUGGGAGUGUUUAUGAGUUCAUAUGUUUGAAAUGGUUUUUGGAGUGAUUUCUGGAACUGGGUUUUGACUGUCAGUGGUGUUGAACUCGUUAUUGAACCAAGUGUGAAUUGGCUGGGCGUUUGGUUGGUAGGUGAAAUCUUGUGUGGUGGUUGUGCUAUGAGCUUUGUGGCUGUAAAAGCACAAUGAUUUUUUUGAUAACAACAAUGUUGAGUUUCCUAUACACAAAGUCAAUUUGGGAUACGCCUCUUUCGUCAGAAAAUGUUUGACUUUACUGUUUUACUGUUUUUCUUUCUGAUCCAAAUUUCUUUCUCAGGGAGUGUCUCUCUCGGAUUGUCUUGUUAGCUUUGUCUGACUCUGUUUCAUUCAGAUUUUUCACCCAAAAAAAAAAAAUGGGGACCAAUUUGAACUUCAAGAAUUUCGGGUCGGACCCACCGGGCGAUGGAAACGGAAGGCCGCUGGGGAACUUUCCGUUGGCACGGCAAUCGUCGAUCUACACCUUGACCUUCGACGAGUUGCAGAGCACGAUGGGGGGGAGCCUAGGCAAGGACUUCGGGUCCAUGAACAUGGACGAGCUACUCAAGAACAUUUGGAGCGCUGAGGAUGCCCAGAGCAUUAUGGCCAAGCCAUCCUGGACUGCCGGACCAGAAGGGACUGGCCCACCUGGUGGGUACCUACAGAGGCAGGGCUCGCUGACUCUGCCGAGGACGCUGAGCCAGAAGACCGUGGACGAGGUCUGGAGAGAUAUAUCCCAGGAUGCAACUGGAAAUGGAAGCUCAACCUUGCCGCAGAGGCAGCAUACCUUAGGGGAGAUGACUUUGGAGGAGUUCUUGUUCAGAGCUGGGGUUGUGAGAGAAGACACCCAAUUGGAUGCCAAGCCUGGUGGUGGUAGUGAUAGUACUGGAGGGUUCUUAGGAAAUACUGGUUUGGGAAUUGGGUUUCAGCAGACUGGUGGGGGUACCGGGUUGAUGGGGAAUCGGAUUUCAGAGAGUAAUAAUCAGUUUUCGAUUCAGUCUUCGAAUUUGCCACUGAAUGUAAAUGGGGUCAGAUCGGAUCAGACACAGUUGUCACGGCCUCAGCAGCCGCAGAUUUUUCCUAAGCCGGUUACGGUGGCUUAUGGGACACAUCCGAUGCCUCAGCUGGGCAGUCCAGGAAUGAGGGGUGGGAUUGUGGGGAUAGGAGACCAGGGUUUGAGUAGUGGAUUGGUUCAGAAUGCGGCACUGCAGGGUGGAGGAAUGGGAAUGGUGGGCUUAGGAGCUGCAGUUGGAUGUGUUAGCGUUGGGACGGGGUCGCCAGCGAACCAGCUGUCGUCGGAUGGGAUUGGGAAGAGUAAUGGUGAUAUGUCGUCGGUGUCGCCAGUUCCUUAUGCGUUUAAUGGUGGUUUGAGGGGGAGGAGGUCAGGUGGACCUGUGGAGAAGGUCGUUGAGAGGAGGCAGAGGAGAAUGAUUAAGAAUAGGGAGUCAGCUGCGAGGUCGCGAGCUCGAAAGCAGGCUUAUACUAUGGAAUUGGAAGCUGAAGUUGCAAAGUUAAAGGAGGAUAACGAAGAAUUGCGGAAAAAACAGGAAGAAAUUAUGGAAAUGCAAAAGAAUCAGGUCUUGGAGAUGAUGAAUCUACAACGGGGAGUUAAGAAACAAUGCUUGAGAAAAACACACAGUGGUCCAUGGUGAAGUGCGAGAAUGGGAUCGUGAAUGUGGUUAAACAUCAUGUAUGGUUCUUCACAGGAGUACCUGCAGUACUGAUUGGUAAACGCUCCAUGGUUUUCAUGUGACCGAGAUAAUCGCUCUGUGGACGCACAGUUCGUAAGGCUUUUGUUUUUUUGCAAGCUUGUGUCAGGUAUAUGAAGAAAAUAAUCAGACUGAAAAAUCAAAAUAGUUCAUAAGAUGCAAAUAGACUGCUCAAUUACCAUUGGAUGUGCUCCUUGGUAGUCCUUAGUUUAGGUGAGUUAGAAAUCAGACCAUCAUUUUGCUUAAGUUUGUACUUAUUUUAGUUGACCUGCAAAUGGCUAAUUUAAACUGUGAUGUUUUUUCUUAGUACCACAAUUAAAGUUAAUAGACAUUUGGAAUACUAGGCCAAUUAUCAGUUGGCUCUAGGCUUCAAGUCACUGAUACUAGCAGCUUCUUGGUUUCAAGCAAUGUAAUUCUUUUUUUCUUUCCUAA